AUGCAGCACGUGAGACGCCUGGAGAAAUGUAUCAAGCGCUGCGAAGAUGACAUGGAGCGCGUCAACGCCGUGGUGAAAAGUUCUGACUGCUCCAUCGCGGAAAAUGGGUCGGCGUGGCAACUGUGGGAAACCCUCGAGACGGACGAGGCCGCGCUGGUGCACGUACUGGCGGUCUGUGAUACAUUUAUUCACAGCUGUCGCUUUCGAGUGAUGUGUCUUUUUUCCCAGGGGAACGAGAUCUUGGCGCAGAUGCAGCUUGCAAAGCAGCGGCUUCUCAGAUGUUUCAGCUCCGUCGCAUCCAAACAGGGGAAGGGAGGAACGACAACCGCAGCGUCUGGCAGUAGUGCCGAUGCGGGUGAGUCGGCAACCAUAACCCAACUUGUGAGCGGGGCCCCAAGGCUUCUCUGCGAAUUGCGAGAUCGGGAGCAGCAGCUCAUUGACAACGCCUUGAUGAUUAAGAGGGACGUGUUUCACUCGUCGCGCGGAGAAGGCGAUGUCAUGUUGGAACUUCACGCUCAGCAAGAAGGCAGCCCCAGGGGAAUGACGCCUGAAUCGCUGCUGCACAUUUUUCCACUGUUUCCGGAGGAUGCGGCAAGGGAGACGCAUGCGGGGACAGCCGCAGCAGCGUUGAAGAACGAGCACGGCGUUGGACCGUCGUCGCCGACGGGGGAGGCGGAUACAAUUUGGACGGACUUGCGGCUGAUGAACAUCUCCCUCAGAAGCGCUUUUGCUGCAGCAGCAUGUAAACACCACUUUGCGGCCGCCUACGACUUCGCCUUCGUGACUAAGCUGGUCGUCACGAAAUGCUUCACCGCGGAGGAGUUGCUGAUGACAGUUUUGGCGCUGGAAUCCGGCAGAUCAGGAGAUUCUUCUCCGCAACACGAUGUACAAAGUUCGGAAGGGGCGACCUCGCCCUGGGUUGCUUUGAUGUUGUCCGACCUUCACGCCAACGUCUUGCCCAAGGAGGCGUUUUUGACACGCGAGAAUCUGACACCGCCGUAUUAUGUUUCUCUCAUUUUCGCCUCACUGGUUUGGAACACCGCCUUUUGUUUGUGGCAGAAAGGCUGCGUGAAGGAGGCCCACCAGUGGUUGUGCGAGGUUGACGUGGAGCGGCUCCUUGUCCUUGCAGCCGCGAAGGAAAAGGAGGAUGCGGGCGCAGACGUGAAUGGCAUACACGGUCUACAUACACGGCGCCAUGUCAUGAAAUAUUGCCUGCGGCCAUCCUUGGAGACAUGCAUGACCCCAUCCCACCCUGGUACGUCAACCCACGUCGAUGAGAGCUGCACCCCAAAGGAAUUGCAGGACGAGCCUCACGAGGCCCCUCAGAUCCAUCACCUUCUGCGCCGCAUUGUGGCCUUGCGUGAAGUGUGCGCCAUGCUGCUUUCAUGCACCACUCCACAAGACGUCUUGUUUCUCAUCCUCCAGAUGCAGCAUGCACUUCGGUGGCAAAUGCGUUGUAGCCUGCACCAAGAUGACCCUGUGGGCGCCGGCGAAGACGUCCCUACAACCGGAGGGUCGCCGACCGAUGCAACGGCUGAGGCGCUAACUGUGGUUGUGCUCAUCGUAGAAUACUACCUCACCCAACGUGCGAUGGCGACGGUGGAGGCGUCCGCCUCGUCGGAUGCCUUUUUGCCCGUGACCGUUGAUGCGGCGGUGCAGCAGGCCUGCGAUGAGCUGAUUUACUUCCUCAGCUCGGGGAGAUUGACGGGCGUGGAAGACGUGGAGCAGCGUGGCAUUCCGCCCUCGUGGCACCUUCAGUACGACGGCGACGACAAACACGAUGCGCGGGGGGAUGACCCCGAAAGGGCAAAGAGGCCGCCGUGGCUCUCGGUGCAAGUUCUUGGCACGGCGCAGGCCUUUGCCUCUGGAUUCCACGGUAGCGUGUUCUACCAGUGUGCUGUGGCAGCCCAUGAAACAAGGGCGGUAAGGCGCGAGGCGCAAAGGGAGGCGGCUAAGCCAGCAGAGAGGCGAUCGUCAUGGUCGGCCUCGCUUGCUAAUAUGGUGCAGAGUGCGGCUCGGUUGAUUAUUAAAGGUGUCGGUAGCUCGUGGGAGGAGGUUGAAGACGCCGGGACCGCGAGCAACUUUUCUUCCUCGUGUAGUGAACUGCGUCCAAGUCGGUUGGUGCCCCAAUGCUUCAAGGAGAAGCAAUAUUUGCGGGCGAAACAAGGAACGGGUAUUCUUUGGAUUCCCUCUUUGCAUGGCGUCGGUGUACAGUUAUUACCAGAGGAAGAGGUGGUUGAGGGCCCAUACAAAGGUUUUGAUGAUGUGGCGUGGCGACUGCUGGUGGUGGCAUGCCGAUAUAGCAAUUCUCAGUCGCUUGUGUCGUUGACGUCUCACGAUGGCGCGCGUAGUGGCGGCGGGCCCCUUGAGAUGGUUGUCCCGGAACUCAACAAUGCCGUGAGAAUUUUAAUGAGCAACCUGAACAAUCGUGCCGGGGACAGGUGGUGGCCGUUGUGGCAUCAGCAGCGAAACCUAAGUGCGGGUCGCGCACGCAUCGGUAGGCUGCUAGAAGCGCUGGAUCGAGGGACGUACAUGUCGGUGAUGCGGGCUGGCCUGCGACGCGCCACUGCGGAUGACGGAGCCCAAGGGAACAGGGCCCCACAACCGGCCGCGGCAUCGAAGAAGAGUGAAGAUGUCGUGAAGGAGCAUACGGGCGAGGAAACGGAAGCCGUUUCUGGGCUGUGGGAUUUUCCGCCCCCAAAGUAUAUCCCGCCCCUUCAGUUUGACUUCUCAGCUUUUGCUUCUGGUUCCGCGCAGGCAUUCUGGGCAACGCAGCAACUUGUAGAGGAUCUUUCACGCCGGCAGAACGCGGCAGAUAAGGCCGCUUCUACUGGCAAUGAGACGCCGGCUGAGGAUAACAGCCAGUCCUUAAGCCUUCUCACGACAAGGUCGCGACAUCUUCUUCACCAGGCGUUGCCGGGCAUAUGGCAGUUUAUGCCCUGGAAACUUAUUUACAGCAGUCGUUUUCAUGGAUUUAGCUUUACCAACAUGCUGUCGUGUAGCCAACGCGUGGUUGAUGCUGCCCGGAGACGGAAGAAUAUGCCACCCAUGCUUCUUGUAAUGGAAGUUGUGAGCCCAAACGGAGGAGCAUCCAUCGAUAGCACAGAGGGGCCCGUGAGGCUUGUGAUUGGGGCAUUUUUAUCCCAUCCCUUGCAUGUUGGUACGCACCGCUUUUACGGCAACAGUGAUACGUUUGUGUUUCAGCUGCUAAUUUCCUCGACACCGGCGUCCACGGAGCUGCGUGUGUACCGUGCCACAGGAAAAAAUCAACAAUUCAUCAAAACAACUUCGCGUUCACUUGCGGUUGGAGGCGGUGGGGGGUGUAGUGUUUUUCUCAAUAACACUGUAACGCAUGGUUCCACUGCAGCUUGUGUCACCUUCGAUGCCCCACCCCUCACGCAGUGGCACACACCACCCUUUUCCUUGUCGUGGUCCUUCGAUAGAGCCUCCGUGGCGGCGGCGGGGGAAGCGAUGGAGAAGGAUGCGGCGAGGAGCUACGCCUUUGAUAUUCGCUCAAUAGAGCUGCUAGUAGUUGGGGAACCGAAGGAACCCUAG
Trypanosoma conorhini is the source of this 3555-nucleotide messenger RNA. Its product is annotated as conserved TLD domain protein. NCBI's taxonomy places the organism in Eukaryota, Euglenozoa, Kinetoplastea, Trypanosomatida, Trypanosomatidae. The record is from RefSeq and is a predicted model, not a curated record. The coding region runs from base 1 to 3555 and encodes 1184 amino acids. The transcript has a single exon.